This is a messenger RNA of Episyrphus balteatus (marmalade hoverfly), 537 nucleotides long. RefSeq names its product GSK3B-interacting protein. Gene Ontology annotation, biological process: regulation of canonical Wnt signaling pathway. Gene Ontology annotation, molecular function: kinase regulator activity; protein kinase A binding. Bases 139 to 513 code for a protein of 124 amino acids. Lineage: Eukaryota; Metazoa; Arthropoda; Insecta; Diptera; Syrphidae. The record is from RefSeq and is a predicted model, not a curated record. The transcript has a single exon. Gene Ontology annotation, cellular component: cytoplasm.
CUUUAGUUCAACAAAAUCAGCUGUGUGUGUCUGAUGUCAGAUACGUCUUUUAGUGUUUUAUUAUUUUUCCUAUCAAAAAAAUCUAGUUAACCAAUUAUUUUUGUUUAUUUAUAAAACAAACAAAAAAACUAAAACAAAAUGAUAAAUAGUCCAUCCGAAGAAAUUUUAGACUGGUCUACAGAAGCACAAGCAAUAAUAGAUGAUGUUAAAAAUCAUGUCAACUACAUAGCUGUAUCGAAAAUUCUAAAAAGUAGUAAAACAGAAAUAUUUCUUAAUCUUAGGACAAUAGAAAAAACUGAAUUUUGUAUACGUGCAUCGGGCAAUGGAUUUCAAAUUGUUGCUGAAGAAUUUGAUAAAAAUUCUUAUAAGAAACCAACAAGAGACGAUGAAGAGGAAGAAAUCUUUGAGACACCUUAUGCAUUGUUAAAUAAAAUUAGUCCAAGUUAUACAAAAUCAUUUGCCAAUCAAUUGAGGAAGCAAUUAGAAGCUUUACAAAAAGAAAUGGGUGAAUAAUAAUAAAAUUUGUAACAAAUUUAA